Messenger RNA from Talpa occidentalis (Iberian mole), 3323 nucleotides. RefSeq names its product protocadherin beta-5-like. Gene Ontology annotation, molecular function: calcium ion binding. Gene Ontology annotation, biological process: homophilic cell-cell adhesion. The record is from RefSeq and is a predicted model, not a curated record. Gene Ontology annotation, cellular component: plasma membrane. Lineage: Eukaryota; Metazoa; Chordata; Mammalia; Eulipotyphla; Talpidae.
UUAACAGAAUUCAUGUUUGGAAUUAAAUGGUAAAUACUAUAUGCAAUAGUAAAUGUGGACGCCUGGUGGCGCUGCAGGCUAAGCGUAUGAAUGAAGGCACAGUGGAUACCCCGGUCGCCAUUAAGCUGGGAAUCAAAACUCUGAAUGCUUCCCAAAAGAAGGAAGUGUUUUUAGGUAAGAUCUAGGGGAAAAAAAUCUUCAGAGGGCAUCGUUCUAGGUGCAAGUCAGUCAGAAAGAUUUAAUUCGAGGUUAUUUAACGAGCAAUCUGGAUCAACUGUACACGGAAUUGAAGAAACUGCACCUUCUUGGACCGGACCUGACCAAUGGAGACUGCGCUAGCAAAAAAGCCACGGAAAAGGCAAGUUAUCUUUCUUGCUAUAUUGUUGCUUUUGAGGGAGGCUGCCUCUGAAACAAUUAGAUAUUCCAUGCCAGAAGAAACAGAAAGUGGCUCCAUUGUGGCCAACCUGGCAAAAGACCUGGGGCUCAGGGUGAGGGAACUAGCCACAAGGGGUGCGCGAAUCCAUUACAAAGGAAACAAACAGCUCUUUCAGCUCGAUACAAAGACCGGUAAUUUGCUUCUAUUUGAAAAAUUAGACCGGGAGAUGCUGUGUGGGGCGACAGAUCCCUGCAUAUUGCAUUUCCAACUGUUACUGGAAAGCCCGGUGCAGUUUUUUCAAGGUGAUCUGCAGCUCACAGACAUAAAUGACCAUUCCCCAGAGUUCCUAGAGCGUGAAAUGCUCCUAAAAAUCACAGAAAACGUCCUGCCAGGGACUGUGUUUCCUUUGAAAUUAGCUCAGGACUUUGACAUAGGUAACAACACUGUUCAGAACUAUACAAUCAGCCCCAACUCCCAUUUUCAUGUUGUCACUCAUAACCGCGGAGAUGGCAGAAGAUACCCAGAGUUGGUGCUGGACAAAGCGCUGGAUCGGGAGGAGCAGCCGCAGUUCAGUUUUAUCCUCACGGCGCUGGAUGGAGGAGCUCCACCCAGGUCCGGGACCACUGCAGUCCUCAUUGAGGUCCUGGACAUCAAUGACAAUGCCCCUGAGUUUUUACAGUCGCUCUAUGAGGUACAGGUUCCCGAGAACAGCCCCCUAAACUCCUUGGUUGUCACUGUCUCUGCCCAAGAUUUAGAUGUAGGAGCCUAUGGGAAUGUAAUCUAUGCACUAUUGCAAGGCGCUGAAGUUACACAGCCAUUUGUAAUUGACGAGAUAACAGGAGAAAUUCGUCUGAAAAGGACAUUGGAUUUCGAGACAACUCGCUAUUACAAUAUGGAAAUUGCAGCCACAGAUGGCGGGGGUCUUGCAGGAAAAUGCACUGUAGCAAUAGAGGUGGUGGAUGUAAAUGACAAUGCCCCUGAACUGACCAUGUCCACGCUCUCCAGUUCCAUCCCAGAAAACUCGCCAGAGACUGUAGUUGCUGUUUUCAGUGUUUCUGAUCCAGAUUCCGAGGACAACGGUAGGAUGGUUUGUUCCAUUCAGAACGAUCUCCCCUUUCUCCUAAAACCCACAUUCAAGAACUUCUACACACUGGUGACAGAGGGAGCGCUGGACAGAGAAAGGCAGGCCGAGUACAACAUCACGAUCACCGUCACGGACUUGGGGACCCCCAGGCUGAGGACCCAGCACCACAUCACCGUGCUGGUGUCCGACGUGAACGACAACGCCCCCUUCAGCCAGAGCGCCUACACGCUGCUGGUGCGCGAGAACAACAGCCCCGCGCUGCACAUCGGCAGCGUGCGCGCCACCGACGCCGACGCGGGCUCCAACGCGCAGCUCACCUACUCGCUGCUGCCCGCCGGCCGCGCGCACCCGCCGCCCGCCGCGCUCGUGGCCGUCAACGCCGACACCGGCCAGCUGUUCGCGCUGCGCUCGCUCGACUACGAGGCGCUGCGCGCCUUCGACUUCCUGGUGGGCGCCACGGACCGCGGCUCGCCCGCGCUCAGCGGCCAGGCGCGGGUGCGCGUCGUGGUGCAGGACGCCAACGACAACGCGCCCUCCGUGCUCUACCCGCCGCCCAACGCCUCGGCGCCCUGCCCCGAGCUGGUGCCGCGCGCGGCCGACGCGGGCUACCUGGUCACCAAGGUGGUGGCGGUGGACGGCGACGCGGGCCAGAACGCCUGGCUGUCGUUCCAGCUGCUCAGGGCCACGGAGCCCGGGCUGUUCGGCGUGUGGGCGCACAACGGCGAGGUGCGCACCGCCAGGCCGCUGGGCGAGCGCGACGCGCCCAAGCACCGGCUGGUCGUGCUGGUCAAGGACAACGGCGAGCCGCCGCUGUCGGCCAGCGUCACGCUGCACGUGCUGCUGGUCGACGGCUUCUCGCAGCCCUACCUGCCGCCGCCCGACGCGCCGCCGCCCGCCGCGCAGGCCGACCGCCUCACCGCGUCCCUGGUGGUGGCGCUGGCCGCCGUGUCGUCGCUCUUCCUCCUGUGCGCGCUCGCCUUCGCGGCCGCGCGCCUGUGCGGGAGGCGCGGGGCCGGCGCGCGCGCGGGCUCGCUGGGGCCCGACGGCCCCUUCCCGGGCCGCCUGGUGGACGUGGGCGGCGCCGGGACGCUGUCCCACAGCUACCAGUAUGAGGUGUGCCUGACGGGGGGCUCAGGGACCAACGAGUUCAAGUUCCUCAAGCCCAUUCUCCCCAACUUCCUGGGUGAACCAGCUGUUCAGGACAUUGAGGUAAAUGCUAACUUCAGAAAUCAUUUUGGGUCCAAUUAGGAAUCUCACUUUGACAAGAUUUGGUAAAUGAUAAUAUUCACUAAUGUAUAAUUCCUAACCUUUUCAUUUACAUAAUGAGCUUACUGUUUCCCGUAUUCAUAAUUAUUGUCAUAUUUAUAAUUAGUUAAAUCUGCUGAUAUAUUUUGCAUCCCGUAAAUCUGGGCUGUUUGCUUGUUUUUAACAUCAUACAUUUUGCAUGUUCAUACAAUAGCAAAGAAAUGGUGUUUCUCAGGUGCACGGGGAGUCAAAUUCUCAAAAUUUACAUGUUUUCAGGGUUCUGAUAGUUGACCUUGUUCAGUGAUAUCUUUUUAUGAUUAAGAGAAUCAUGUUUUAUUAUCAGGUGCAUGAAUCUAAUUAUUGUAAAUGAUUGCUUUCAGCUUAUACAUCAUUUCCAGUUAAUGUAAUUCCAUUAACUGUCAGAUUUUUGUAGCGUUCCUUCCAAAACACUUGUUACCAUCACAGAAAGCAGUAUUUUAUUGGCCAUUUUCUGAGUAUUUUUUCUCAAAAUUGAUAUUAUUUAAAUGAUCAACCCCAGUUAAACAGUAAAAAUGGUAAAGAUAAUAUUGGUAGACUUAUGAUUACUUUUUCAUAAUAAAUGGUUUUGGUAUGGAAGUA